AUGUUCAUCCGACUUGGAAUUAGUACAUACUGCCUUCACUUGACAAAGUUAGAAAUGAAUGCUUUGAAGGAGUUGCAGAAACUAGUUGAAAAAACAGUAGCACAGAAGACAGAGGAAAUAUUAGGCUUGUAUAUUAAAGAUGGAGAAAGUGGUGCCGUGUCUUCCCAGGGUCAAGAAGAAAACAUUGUUUUCCUUGUAUCUGAAAAACAGCAGAUUACUCAUCCAGUUGUCAAGAGACGAGAUGUGAUUAAAAGCAUAGUGAAAGUGCCUCAUCUGGAUUUCACAGUAACAUCCUCUCAGAAAGGAGUGCUAACUAUUUUUAACAACCAGAUGAAGGUUCUGGCAACCACCAAUGUUGAAAUAAACGAGAUCACUGGAUGUGAUUUCCUAACUCCAAUGGAAUGUGUUGUGGCUGUAACUGAAAGAACAAUCAUCAUCUGGGACUAUAAAUCAAAAGGAAGUCAAGUAAAUAAUUGCUUUAUCAUCAAAUCAAUGGAAAAUGGUUUGCUCUGUGUUUGCAUGGUGACUAUGUCAGAUCACCUGGCUGAUGAUAAUAUCAUAAUGGGAGAUGAUAAGGGUUAUGUUCACCUGCUUAAAGUGACCGGUGAUCACUUCGGAUUGAAGUAAUAUAAAGGUGAAAAGGAAUCACAGAUUCAGAUUUUGGAUUCCAAAAAUUUUAAUAAUGUUAAACACAAACUACAUGAUGACUGGGUUGUGAAAGUUAAGUACAUUUCUGACCUAAAUUGUUUCGGAUCCUGCUCCUCAGACAGUAUUCAUUCAUUUGUUUUGGAUGACAUAAAGAGACUAGAGGAUAGCUUACCUGUAAAGGAAUUUUCUGUCCCUAAAGGGGUGAAUGCCUUCAUAUAUUGUGGAAAAGCAAAAGUCAUUGUCACUGGAGGUCAUGACAAAUUCCUUCAUUUGUGGCAUCCUUGUAUUAAUAGCAGACCUACAGGGAAGCUGUCAGGACACCGACACAGUGUUUUGGUUGUGACAAAUGAAAAACAUCAGUAUGUUAUCAGCCUUUCUUCUGCAAAGCUUUUUUGCGUGUGGAAUAUACAGACCCUUUCAAUGCUUCAGGUCUUUCAUGAUAAUCAAGGGAUUCCUGCAGAGUUGGAGACUCUUAUCAUGGUAUUUAACAAUGAUAGUGGCACACUGAUUGCAGGUUCAACUGUCAUCGAUAUUUAUCCCCUAACUCACAUGAUACAAGAUAUGAAACAGGUUCCACAGACACAUGAGAAAAGCAUCAGUGUUCUGGCUUACAACAGGACUUUUCACCAAGUCCUCACUAUCUGCUCUCAGUCAAUACUGAAGGUGAUCUGGGACCUAGAAACAGGAUAUCAAAUAUAUCAGAUUGAAGAUGCACAUGGGCUUAAUAUUGAAGUGACCUGUGCAGCCAUUGAAAUAAAUGCUUUUUAUCUUGCUACUUGGGCAUGGGAUGAGGGAUGUAUUAUGUGCUGGAGCAUUGUGUCAUUCUUAGAAGAUCCACAAAAUAGUAAAAGACAAAUAAAGGAGUAGCUCUGCUGGAGGGCACAUUCUACUGAAGUGGUUGGCUUAUUUCAUGAAGAGGAGAAAAACGUGGUAGUGACAGCAUCUGUUGAUGGUUCAGUCAGACUCUGGCAUGCCACAAAUGAAUGUUAUCUUGGUUACUUUGGACAGCUCAGGAAGUUUGAAUUAUCAGAUAUCAGUCAGUUGAUUUUGCCUUGUGAUGUUAAUAGCCUUCCCAUUAUAAUUAAAGAGGAAAGCAAGCAUAUGGAAAAUAAAAAGAAAUUUGAAUAUCCUCUAAUGCUGGACUUGCACAAUAAUGCACUGACUUUGGUUUCCCUUGAUCAGAUCCACAGGCAACCUUUGGAAAUUUUUGAGUCAGGAAACAGAGUAUGUGGUGCAGUAUUUGGGUCACUUCCCAUAUAUGAGGUAAGCACAAGUGUUUUCCACCUUUUGCAGUAA
This is a messenger RNA of Anas platyrhynchos (mallard), 1944 nucleotides long. NCBI's taxonomy places the organism in Eukaryota, Metazoa, Chordata, Aves, Anseriformes, Anatidae. The record is from RefSeq and is a predicted model, not a curated record.